GAAUCCGGAAACUUUCAUACAGAGCGCGCGUACCAACCCGGACAAAUACGGUGAAACACCGCGGUUGUUUAAAAAGAAAUCUUUGUUUGUUUUUAUUUACAGUUGAUGAGUUAAAACAAGGGUUUGAUUUUAACACAAACACGCUUUUGACUGAAUGUAAACAAGGUUCAAUAUUUACUCAUUCUGAAAGAGUGUGUCUAACAUGAAAAUAAUUGUGAUAAAGGAUGAACAAUCUAACUUUAUUUCCAUCUCGUAAACACCUGAAAAUGCGGAAUUAAGAAAAACUAUUUUUUAAUCUUAACUGAACAUUUGGCGUUUCUCAGUCACUGGAGAAGCAUUUCAUGUUUUAACUGACAGUCUGUGUGAUGAAUUGUUCAUCAAGGACCUUUUACCUUGGACAGCAUCCUAUAACAAAGAAAAAUGGUUUGCCUGUGGAUGAAAAAGCAACGACUAGAAGGCCGAGUCCUUUCCAUAAUGCUCAGCCGUCUGAACAUGGAAUACAGAAAAGGGGAAGCUGUAAUAGCACUUCUACUAUGCAAAAUGAGAAGAAACAGUUGAUGCCUCUGGAUUCAGAUUCAGUGAAGGAUGCAGGGAAUAUACAAGAGUCUAAAUUAACAAGAGGAACAUGCGGUAUGCCCGUGAAAGCACCUAAUUUGUCAGAGAAAAGAGCUCACCUUUCUGAAAUCAAUGAAAAUCAUGGUCAUCAAAAACUACAAGGCCAAAGUGAAGAAAAUAUUAAGCCAUUAGAUGCAGUGCCAUCAAUACCAUUACUGGAAAAUGGAAGAACAAAUAUGCCUGGCAAAAAAGCUAAGGACUUGAAGGACCUAGCUCAAAGGUUGUUGUUCAGUGAAACCAAGAGCAGCAGGGCAGGAAGGCAGAAGCUUGAUCACAAGUCAAAAUUUGAGCACGAGACAGAAAACUGUUCACCUCACAAAAAAACCUAUGACAACAAGCCGAAGUUAAAAUUCAGAGAAGAGACGUUGGCAACCGGUUCGAAUGGAUCUAUGAACGGUACAAAGGAUUACAUUCUGUUUAGUCCAACACACAUGGUGGCUGCUGCCAAAAAAAGAUCUGGUUUCCAGAAGCCGAUGCCAAAGCAUGGGAACCUGUCUGUCUCCAUCCUCACUCCUCCACCUGGUCUGGAUCUCAGCUCUAUGUGCAGCUCACCAACAGAUGCAGGGCACAGCAUCCACAUGGCGAUUCCUGCUGAUCAGGCAGACAAACUGCUGCUCUCCAGCUGGGGUCUUCCCAAACCUGUGCUGGAGAAGUACCAGAGUCUGGGUGUGAAGCAGAUGUUCGAGUGGCAAGCUGAAUGCCUCACUCUGGGCAAAGUGUUGGUGGGGAAAAAUCUUGUUUACUCAGCCCCAACAAGUGCUGGGAAAACUCUGGUUUCUGAGUUAUUAAUCUUAAAAAGAGUUUUGGAGACUAGACGUAAAGCCAUAUUCAUCCUCCCAUUUGUUUCUGUGGCCCGAGAGAAAAUGUUUUAUCUACAGAAUGUGUUUCAGGAGGCAGGUGUACGUGUUGAAGGCUAUAUGGGAAGCACUUCUGCUGCUGGUGGCUUCUCUGCACUCGAUGUCGCUGUGUGUACAAUAGAGAAAGCUAAUGGGCUCAUUAAUAGGCUCAUUGAAGAGGACAGAAUGGAUUUGCUUGGAAUUGUUGUGGUAGAUGAACUGCACAUGCUAGGUGACUCUGGCCGUGGAUAUUUGUUGGAGCUCUUGCUGACUAAAAUCCAGUACAUUGGAAAGAAAACAGCAGAGAAGUGCUCUGAUAAAAGUUCCCCAGAUGGUGUACAGAUUGUGGGAAUGAGUGCCACUUUGCCAAACCUGGAUCUUCUCGCUCACUGGUUAAAUGCUGAACUGUACCAUACAGAAUAUCGUCCUGUGCCGCUGAUGGAGUGGGUCAAGAUUGGUGCUAAGAUAUACGAUGGCGCCAUGAAUCUUGUCAGACCUUUCACUCCAGCUCUGCCUGUUAAGGGUGAUGAUGACCACAUUGUGAGCCUCUGCUUUGAGACGGUGCAGGCAGGUCAUGCUGCGCUGCUCUUUUGUCCCUCCAAAAACUGGUGUGAAAAGCUGGCAGACAGCGUUGCCAGGGAGUUUUACAACCUUCAUCACCACGAGAAGCAGUCAGAAUGUGGAGUGCACUCUGUGUCUCUGAACCUCGAUUGUCUCCAGGAUGUUGUAGCACAGUUAAAACGAACACCUGCAGGCCUUGAUGAAAUCCUGAAGCGCACAGUUCCCUGGGGUGUAGCCUUCCACCACGCAGGUUUGACAUUUGAUGAGCGAGACAUCCUGGAGGGUGCUUUUCGUCAGGGUUUCAUCAAGGUCCUAGUCGCUACUUCCACUUUGUCCUCCGGUGUAAAUCUGCCUGCACGCCGUGUGAUUAUCAGAACCCCAGUGUUUAACGGACAUCUGCUGGACAUACUGACCUACAAACAGAUGGUGGGACGAGCAGGACGUAAAGGAGUCGACACUGUUGGUGAGAGUGUCCUGGUGUGUAAGGAAUCUGAACGCAUGAAGGGCAUGAGUUUAAUCCAAGGCUGUCUAAAGCCCAUCAGCAGCUGCCUUGUGAAGCGUGAAGGAGAGGGAGUCACCACCAGCAUGCUCCGAGCCAUCCUGGAGAUCAUUGUGGGUGAAGUUGCAAGCACACCAGAGGAGGUGAAGAUGUAUGCUUCGUGCACGCUGCUGGCAGCCAGCAUGACGUCUGAACAACCCGAUCACCCUGGAGCAGCUCAGAGCCAGGGGGCUAUCGAGGCCUGCAUGGACUGGCUGAUGGAUAACGAAUUUAUUCACAUCCAAAAGGAAGGAGACGAAGAGAAGUAUUUUCCUACUCAUCUGGGUUCUGCCACACUGUCAUCAUCUCUAUCACCUCCGGAAGCUCUUGGGAUUUUCGCCGACCUACAUAGAGCAAUGAAAGGGUUUGUUCUUGAAAAUGAUCUGCAUAUACUUUACCAGAUAACGCCAGUGUACGUCGACUGGACAACAAUAGACUGGUACCAGUUCUUCUGUCUGUGGGAACAGCUGCCUUCUGCCAUGAAACGAGUUGCAGAGAUGGUAGGAAUUCAGGAAGGAUUUCUGGCACGUUCUGUCAGCGGGAAAUUAAUCGCCAAAACAGAAACACAGCGGAGACAGAUGGCUAUUCACAAACGUUUUUUCACAACGCUUGUAUUGUUGGAUCUGGUCAAUGAGGAACCUCUUGGAGUCGUGGCGAAGAAAUACGGCUGUAGCCGAGGACAGCUGCAGUCACUUCAGCAGUCUGCCUCAACCUACGCAGGAAUGGUUACAGUCUUCUGUAACCGACUCGGAUGGCACAACCUUGAGCUCCUGCUGUCGCAGUUCCAAAGUCGCCUGAGCUUCGGAGUGCAACGAGAGCUGUGUGAUCUGGUCCGUAUUUCUUUGCUGAACGCCCAGAGAGCACGAGCACUCUACAGUGCUGGGUUGGUUACCGUGGCUGAGGUCGCACGUGCAAAUGUUACUGAUGUGGAGAAAGCUUUGAGGAAAGCCGUUCCUUUUAAAAGUUCUCGGCAAGCGGUGGAUGAGAGCGAGGAGGAGGCUCAGGAACGCAGAAGCAUGCGAUGUAUCUGGGUCAGUGGGAAAAAGGCAUUGACCGAGAGUGAGGCUGCGCAACAGAUCGUGUCAGAGGCCAGGCUGCUUCUCCAGCAAGACUUGGCACUUCUCGGUGUGGAGUGGAACCCCAACUCAAUCUCGCCACAGGCUAUAACAAAUGCAUCUGAUGAAUCAACAGAUUCCAGUUUACAGUCUGCUGAGGGUUCAUCCAAUGAGACUAAUGUAAGAACUGAGAAAUUUAUGAAGCUCGGAAAAGGACAUCAUAUACCAGCUGAUCAGAAUCCUUCAUCUGAUAAUGCUCAAAGUCAUACAAACUCAAAAUGUAUGUCUGUAAAUGUAGAAAACACAAUGACACUUGAAACCCAAUCUAGUGCUUUACACAAAGUACUAAAAUCCAUAAGUGUCAAAGACAAAAUAGGUCAGCAUGGCUGCAACACUGAGAUUUCAGAAUCAUCAAACUGUUACCAAAGUUCUGAUUUACACGGAAACUCAAACUCAUGUAAUGCUGAGCAAUCUGCGAAACCACUAUCCAAACGCAGACGGGUCGAAGAUGAAGAAAAAAAUGGGGAUUAUGUGUCAAGAGUAACCGCAGCUGAAAAACCCUUUUUAGUUACAGAUGAAAAGGUUAGGCCAUCAACAACUGCUAAAGCUGAAAACCGUAAGCAACAGACAUGCUGUUUAUCAUCUAUUCCAUUACAUCUUAAUAAAGAAUUAGCGUUAACUGCUCAACCCCAAUUUCCGUCUUAUGGAGAAAAAACACCUACUGAUUCAAUCAGAAAUGAAAAUGAAAUCUUAAAUGAUAUAAACAGGAUGUCUAUGUCAGAAAAGGAGAAAUACGCUGACUGUUACCAGAAAGAGCCCAUUGCAAAUAAUAUUUUAAGACAACCCAGUCCUGGUACUUCUGUGAACUUUUUGAUGAGCGCAAAUGUAAAGUCUCGAGUUUCGUCUGAAGAAAUGCUAAUUUCAGGAGAAAAGUGUAAUUCUCCAGAUUUGUACACAGGGGAAUUGGAAGAAUUUGGGGAUAGUUUUCAGCUCGACACUCAGACUGAAAGAAUGUUGCUGCAAGAGGACAAAUUGGCUCAUAGCAACGACGAUUCAAAGACUAAUCAUAAAUUCAGGACUACACAUUCAGGAUUCGGGAGUUAUGGUGUGACUCAUCUAAUCUCUCAUUCUGACAGUGAUAGUCUAGUGACUGAGAACAUUCCAAAUGCAUUGCCUUCAAUUAUUCCCAAACCAAAGUACAACAUUUCACUCACAGACAGUCAAAUGGAGAACCUUUUAAACUUCACAAACAACACAAAUGAAUCACGUGAAACACACAUAAAUGCGAAUCCCCAGGCUCAAACAGACAAUUCAGACCCUGUAACAAAAAAGAUACCCGAAGGCAUUGUGGACAACAGUCCCAACAGAAGCAGCAGUUUUCUCUUUGAUAGCUUGUAUGACAGCUCCAUCUUGGAGGCCAUGGAGGACGAGGCAGACUUUGCUGAAGAAUAUGAAAAUGACAAAUCAGUAGAUGCAAAUACAAGUUCACGUUCACCCACCAUGCCAUUAAACAACGAGAACAAAGUGGUCGUGGAAGUGGAAGAUCAAGAAGCAGUACAAUGGGGCGAGUCUUCUUUUAACCUGUCUGAAUGGGGCGAUUCGUUACUCAUAGGAGAGCACUAUCUGGAGAAGCGGAACAGCGAAUUUAAGGUUUGCACCGGACCAAUAGAUAGCAUGAGAGAAGCAGAUAAGCCUUGUUACACAGAUGACAUCGUGUCUGAGAUACUAGUCUCGCAAACUAACGCACGCCGUUCAGAAAGUAUGACCGAUUCUUCGUUUCACCUGAGCCCGGGGAUGCAAGACCUUCUUGAUAAGUGGUCUGACCAGUUUUCAACCUUCCAUGAACCUCAACGGCAACUAAAUACAAAUGUGACAGAACAAAAGGUGGAGUCUGCUGAAGUUGAGCCUGAGCGUGCAAGUCAAAAAGGUUCAGAUGAUUUACAUGUAGGGAAACGAAAUUCAGUGAACCAUGAUCUUAUUCCUCCCACACCAGUAUGUGAACCUGUCACACCCCGAGUCAAAAUGACAACUUCCACUGUACAGUCUCCUCUAAAUCACCAAACUCACAUUGAGUCUCAAUUAAAUUUAUGUCCAAAUUCUGGCCCCAAGGAUAAUCAGCAACUUUGUGUAGAGCUGAAGGCCAAGUCACAAUCAGAGACGUCGGUGACUGAUGAGGGCUUUUCACUGCAGCUUUCACAGGAUGCCUCUAUGUCCAGUUCUGCCUUCAGCAGUUCGCAAUCCUUCUCUAUUAUUGACGUAGCAAGUGAUAAAAGACUUUUUGAAACUUUUGUAAAGGAGUGGAAAACAAAAAAGAGAUUUUCUCUGGCUGUUGCCUGUGAGAAGAAAGAUGGCACAGCGCAGCCUGAAUCGGUUAUAGGGAGCAAAUUUAAAAAAGCGACCACACCAAUGAGGACCAAAAGAAAAGACGGCUUUGCCAUAAAAGGACAUGAGAAUCUAAUUGUAACUGGUUUAUCUAUAUGCUGGGGAGGAAAGGAUGCAUAUUACGUAUCACUACAACAGGAAUUAGCAGACACGGCAGAUAUAAGUGCAAGCUUAGCACCACCUCCAAUUGAUGAAAAUCUGGCAGUGGAAGAGAGGAUGAAGAGCAUUCAGACCUGUGUGACACGGCCCACUUCUGGUGCUCAGGGUGUGACUGUUACCUAUGACUAUAUUCAGGUGUACAAGACUCUCGUCCUGGCAUGUGGACUUUCAAUAAGUGGCAUAUUUGAGGACCCAAAGGUUGCUUGCUGGCUUCUGGAUCCUGGCUCGAAGGAGCGCACACUUCACAACAUGGUGACAAACUUUACUCCGGACGAUCUGCCCUUGUUGGAAGGAAUUAGCCCAGGACAGGGUGUGGAAAGUCUAGGAAUAUAUGGAGACUCAAGUCAUUCCGGUCGAUACAGAGCAGCAGUCGAGUCUGUACUUAUCUUCAGAGUCAUGACACAACUCAACGUCCUCAUGAAAAAAGAUGGGUUCUUAGAUGUAUUCCAGCGAGUAGAGAUGCCCACACAGUACUGCUUGGCUCUCUUGGAGCUGAAUGGUAUUGGGUUUAGCGUCACUGAAUGCGAAGCUCAGAAACAUGUGAUGCAGGCUAAACUCAGUGACCUGGAAAACAAAGCCUAUCAAUUGGCUGGUCAUAGCUUCUCUUUGACCAGUCCAGAGGAUGUUGCUGAGGUCUUGUUCCUCGAACAGAAGCUACCUCCAAAUGGUGAUUUUAAUUCUUUAAAGAAUAAAAAGACUCUGGGCUACACCAGGCGAGGAGGAGCAGGAGCUCAUGUCAAACUUUCCAAACAGUUUAGCACAACAAAGGAUGUUCUAGAAAAGCUCCAGCCAUUGCAUCAGCUACCUGGGGUCAUUCUAGAGUGGAGGAGAAUAACAAAUGCCAUGACCAAAGUGGUUUUUCCCCUGCAAAGGAAAAAGUGCUGGCACCAUAAACUAGAGAUGGACAGAAUUUACUCCGUAUCUCAAACACAUACAGCUACAGGAAGGGUGAGCUUUACAGAACCCAAUAUACAGAAUGUACCAAAAGAUUUUGAAAUCCAAAUGCCAACCCUUAUUGGAGAAAGCCAACCAUCACAAAAUAACAUGGCCCUUAUCUCAAACAAGACAAGGGCUAAAAUAUCCCGGACACGACGUCAGUUGGUGUCACUGAUCAAAGAUUCAGACAGAUACCCAGAGAAGGGGAUGCCUUUUUCUGUUAGCAUGAGACAUGCUUUUGUUCCUUUCUCAGGAGGAUUAAUAUUGGCUGCAGACUACUCCCAGCUGGAACUCCGUAUUUUGGCACACUUGUCCCGUGACAGACGGCUUCUCCAGGUCCUCAACAGUGGCGAAGACGUUUUCAAAAGCAUUGCUGCAGAAUGGAAGAUGGUGGAUCUGGAAUCAGUUGAUGAUUGUAUGAGACAACAAGCUAAACAGAUUUGUUAUGGAAUAAUCUAUGGCAUGGGAGCAAAGUCAUUAGGAGAGCAAAUGGGUAUUGAUGAAAAUGAUGCUGCCUGUUACAUUGAGACAUUCAAGUCCAGAUACACAGGUAUACAGGCGUUUCUUCGUGAAACCGUAAAGAACUGCAGUAAAAAUGGCUUUGUGAAGACGUUACUUGGGAGGAAGCGGUUUUUGCCUGGAAUCAAGGAGUCAAACAUGUAUAUCAAGUCUCAUUCAGAAAGGCAGGCAGUCAACACGACAGUCCAGGGCUCUGCAGCAGAUAUCGUCAAACUGGCUACUAUCAAUAUCCAACGUAGACUGGAGGAGGCUUUUCCUGAAGUGCUGCUAUCACAUCAGCAUUACCUCAGUGGGCCAGACAAAGGAAGGUGCAGGUCUCGGUCCAAACCUUCUAAAGGAGCCUUCUUUAUACUCCAGCUUCAUGACGAACUUAUUUAUGAGGUUGCAGAGGAGGAUGUCAUCCAGGUUGCACAAAUUGUGAAAGGGGAAAUGGAAGCUGCUGUGAAACUGUAUGUGAAGCUCAGAGUGAAGGUUAAAGUGGGCCCAAGCUGGGGAAACCUUCGAGUUGGAUAUAUAUCUAUUGCUAUGGAUUUCUUAUUCCAGAGUUGCUGCUUUACAAAAUUACUGUAUUUAAUUCUAUUAUCCUUAAUGAAUAUGUACAUGAACUUUUAAAGGAUGUCUAGUUAUUACAGUGUAAAAAUGAAUUUAUAUUCUUAUUUUUAUCCUGUAAAUAAAAACCAAAAAAGAGACAACUUUCAAAUGACUUUAAUAAAUCUGCCAAUCACACCCUGUCUGAACACUAUUUAUUAUUAUGCAAUUACAGUUCGGACAGUAUGUAUCUAAAGCACUUGGUACAGUUAAGAAAGGAAGGUACGUACAGUGCCUUUUACCAAGCCUCUACAUAUGGGGCACUUGCGUAAUGAAGGAGCACACUCUUUACACACCACCAGGUGCCCACAUGGUAUAAAGACAAUGUUGACCUCUUUAUCCAUGCAUACUUUACAUGUGCGUUCUUCUUGAAGUCUCCGGAGCUGUUCCUCCAUUGGCAAGUCUGUAAAAUAAUUUAAAACACAUUACUUUUAAUAAAUAGUUUCCGUAUUGUUCAGUCUUUUAGGGCAGGAUCUGUAUCUGAUUCCCUUAGUGGAAAAAGCUACAAACUG
This is a messenger RNA of Tachysurus fulvidraco (yellow catfish), 8701 nucleotides long. It is a transcript of the gene polq, whose product is annotated as polymerase (DNA directed), theta. Gene Ontology annotation, molecular function: ATP binding; DNA-directed DNA polymerase activity; DNA binding. Gene Ontology annotation, biological process: DNA-templated DNA replication; double-strand break repair via alternative nonhomologous end joining. The coding region runs from base 366 to 8213 and encodes 2615 amino acids. The transcript is spliced from 32 exons. Lineage: Eukaryota; Metazoa; Chordata; Actinopteri; Siluriformes; Bagridae. The record is from RefSeq and is a predicted model, not a curated record.